UUUUGAAAUCACUAACAGGCACAAACGUUUCCCUUGCAGCCCUGCCCGGCCCGUGAGUAACAUGAACGAGGCCAUGGUGACCCACGUGUCCUCUGGAGCUCCCACACCCACCAAGAGUGUCCUGGAGAGCCCGGGCCGGCUGGACGAGGAGCACCGGCUGAUCGCCAGGUACGCCGCGCGACUCGCCGCCGAGGCCGCCAGCGCCCUGUCUGGGAGCAGUGCAGAGAGUGACUGUGCCCUCCUUUUGCCUCCCCUCUGUCGUUCCCACAGGGAGAUCCUGCAGGAGAUCCAGCGGCUCAGGCUGGAGCACGAGCAGGCCUCUCAGCCCACCCCCGAGAAGGCCCAGCAGAACCCGACCCUGCUGGCUGAGCUCAGGCUGCUACGGCAGAGGAAGGAUGAGCUGGAGCAGAGGAUGUCAGCGCUUCAGGAGAGCAGAAGAGAACUGAUGGUGCAGCUGGAAGGGCUGAUGAAGCUGCUCAAAGAAGAAGAGCAAAAGCAGGCAUACCCAAUCUCAGGCUGUCCCUGGGUUUGCUGAGGCACCUGGCAGAAGUCAUUUGGC
Molecule: messenger RNA, 559 nt
Organism: Manacus vitellinus (golden-collared manakin)
Lineage: Eukaryota; Metazoa; Chordata; Aves; Passeriformes; Pipridae
Product: dystrobrevin beta-like
Exons: 6
Coding region: 62-535 (157 amino acids)
Biological process (GO): synaptic signaling
Cellular component (GO): synapse; plasma membrane
Source: RefSeq, a predicted model, not a curated record